AAGGGGGCGGCGUCGCGCCGGAGGCCAUCAGUGGCCACCAUGGCGUCGGCGAGCCUGCUGGCCGGCCUACUGGCCGCGCUGGCCACCAUCCAGGGAGUCGCGCCUCUCUCAGUGAAGGUCCAUCAGCUGACUUUGGUCAGCGACGACGGCCGGAGGGCGCCCGUGCGAGUGGUGAUCGACGAGAACCGACAGGUGGCGCUCGUGACGCCCACCGCCAACGAGCACGCCUCUGUCAGUUUGUACGACUUUCACCAGCGAGUGGUCGCCCACCGCACGGGAUCGACGGAGGAGUGCUUCCUGGAGCGGCUUCAAGAGGACUUCUUUGAGCACCAGAGCCGACUAGAGGCCAUCCGGGAUCAGGUGGUGGCUGGUCCGGCCGAAACGCUCUACACAUGGAACGUCAACCUCACUGACCACCAGACGGGCGAGCAGGCUGGACGCCGCGUGCGCGCAUUCUGUGCGGGCGCUACUGCCACCUGGCUGUCACCUCAAAGGCCCACUGUGCUCGAGUUCGAUGGCAUCGAGUACCCGGUCAAUCCGCUGGAGGCCGCUGCGUGGAGCGAUGACCUGUCGGAGGACCAGUACCAGAUCCGGGACGGGCCGCUGGGUGCCGACGGCGCCGACCGCCUUCACUAUCGUGCCAAGCGGAGCCCGAAGAACCGGUGGGGCGGCCAGUCGCAGUCGGCGUGGAGCCACCACGGACAGGGCACCGGCUCCAGCAGUGCUCUGGCCACACCGCGCCGUGCCCAGGCAGCAGUCAGCGGCACUCAGGGCUCCGGCCUCAGCCAGUCGAUGUCGGGCGCCAGCGGAGACUGCGUGGGCUGCGGCGCCGACGCCGAGGGUGGGCCCGGCCUACUGGGUCCCGGUCAGGCCACCGUCUCCGGCUCCGGCGACGGGUUCAGCUCCUUCGGGCAGGCGGUCGGAGGUGAUCUGAGAGCGCCGUUCGGCGCUGGAGGAGGCCGCGGCUUCGGGCCGGGAGUCCCUGGUGCUGGAGGAUUCAGACCAGGAGGCCCUGGUGCAGGAGGAUUCAGACCAGGAGGCCCUGGUGCUGGAGGAUUCAGACCCGGUGGCCCUGGUGCUGGAGGAUUCAGACCAGGAGGCCCUGGUGCCGGAGGAUUCAGACCAGGAGGCCCUGGUGCAGGAGGAUUCAGACCAGGAGGCCCUGAUGCUGGAGGAUUCAGACCAGGAGGCCCUGGUGCCGGAGGAUUCAGACCAGGAGGCCCUGGUGCUGGAGGAUUCAGACCAGGAGGCCCAGGUGCUGGAGGAGUCAGACCAGGAGGCCCUGGUGCUGGAGGAUUCAGACCAGGAGGCCCAGGUGCUGGAGGAUUCAGACCAGGAGUCCCAGGUACUGGAGGAGUCAGACCAGGAGGUCCCGGUGCUGGCGUAUUCGGACCAGGAGGCCGUGGUUUUGGACCAGAAGGUCCUGGAGCAGGUAGCAUUAGACCAGUAGGUCCGGGAGCAAGCGGUUUCGGACCAGGAGGUCCUGGGACUGGCGCAUUCGGGCCAGGGGGUCCUGGCGCUGCAUUUGGACCAGGAGCAGGCAGCCUUGGACCAGGAGGCCCAGGAGCUGGUGGAUUUGGGCCAGGAGGUCCUGCGGCAGGCGGUGUCGGACCAGUAGGUCCUGGAGCAGGCGGUUUCAGGCCAGGAGGCCCUGCGGCAGGAGGGUUUCAACCAGGAGGCCCUGGAUCUGGAGGCUUUGGACCAGGAGGACGUGGUGUUGGACCAGUAGGUCCUGGUGCAGGCGGUUUCGGACCAGGAGGUCGCGUUUUUGCGCCUGGAGGCCCUGGUGCUGGUGCUUUUGGGCCAGGAGCAGGCGUCUUUGGACCCGGGGGCCCAGGAGCCGGUGUAUUCGGACCCGGAGGCCCAGGAGCUGGUGUAUUCGGACCCGGAGGCCCAGGAGCAGGUGGCUUCGGACCUGGCAGAGGGGCAGGGGGAACUGGUGCUGGCGACAGACUGGUUGGCGGACCAGGACAGAUCUCUGGCCCUAGGUAUGGUCCUGGAACUGGUGCAGGACCAGGUGGUGCCGGUCCUGGGUAUGGUCCCGGAUAUGGUCCUGGAGCUGGUGACGCCGGUCCUGGUGGUGGUCCUGGGUAUGGUCCUGGAUAUGGUCCCGGAUAUGGUCUUGGACCUGGUGGCGCCGGUCCUGGUGCCGGACCUGGAUAUGGUCCUGGAGCCGGAGCUGGCCCGGGGUACGGACCUGGAUACGAUACUGGAUAUGGUCCUGGAGCCGUAGCUGGUCCUGGUGCCGGACCUGGAUAUGGUCCUGGAGCCGGAGCUGGCCCGGGGUACGGACCUGGAUAUGGUCCUGGGGCCGGAGCUGGUCGAGGGUACGGUCCUGGAUAUGGUCCCGGUGCAGGAUACCCCGGUGGACCGAGAGGCCCCGAUGGUCCGGGAUAUGGGCCGGGCUACGAUCCCGGUGCCGCUUACCCUGGUGGACCGAGAGGCUACGGCCCGGGAUAUGGGCCAGGCUACGGUCCCGGCACCAGCGGCAGGGGCACUGGGCCGGCCGAUGUGCGUCAGCCGGGCGCCGGCGCCGGUCCGGGCGGAGCGCCGGCAGUGGCGGACGGCUCGCGCGGCCAGGCGCAGGCCAUCGGCAACUCAGCGGCCGCCCAGAGCCAGGUGCAGGUGAGCAAGGACGACACGUCGGCGGCGGCGUCCGCGCAGGGCGCGCUCGGCGACUACGGCACCAAGUCGGACGUGAGCGGCUCGUUCGGCGGCGUUGGCCGCUUCCAGGCGCAGUCGCAGAGCGGCAGCCGCGGCAAGAUGUCGCAGACCCAGGUGCAGGGUGGCGCUACGGGCGCCAGCAGCGCCGCCGGCGCGCAGUCGGGCGAGGGGAACGCGCGCACCCAGGUGCAGAUCUCGCGGGUGACCGGCGCCGGUCAGGCGGCCGGUAUGUCGGGCUCGGGCGCCGGCCGUACCUCGUCACAGGUGUCGUCGAGCGCCGGCGGCGGCUCGGCGCAAUCGGGCGCCGAUGGCACGGGCCGCUCCUCCUCCCAGUCAGGCUUCACCGUCACAAAAACAAACGAUGGCCGGCUCGGCUACCAGGGUGCCGCCCAGUCAGCCAACCAACUCGGCCAGGCCGGCGGCUCCUCCUCGGCACAGCUGGAGGGAGUGCUCGGCGGAGAGGCGGCCGGCGGCGCGCAGGCCGGCUCCGGCUCUGACUUCCAGGGCGCCGGCGGCGGAGGAGCGCCCGGCGUCGGCGCUGGUCAGCUUCCCGGGGGUGCGGGACAGCGCGACCAGUUCUACGCCGAGCCUGUGAGGGCCGGUGUGCCUGGUGGACCCGGCGCCGGCGGUACUGGCCUUGGGCCCCGCGGUCCCGGUGCUGGCUAUGGUAGACCAGUUGGACCUGGUGGAGUAGGACCGGGAGGGGUUGGACCCGGUGGAGUAGGACCAGGAGGGGUUGGACCCGGUGGAGUAGGACCGGGAGGGGUUGGACCAGGAGGUGUUGGACCAGGUGGAGUAGGACCGGGAGGGGUUGGACCUGGAGGGGUUGGACCUGGAGGGGUUGGACCUGGAGGGGUUGGACCUGGAGGGGCUGGACCCGGUGGAGUUGGGCCUGAUGGGGCUGUGCCUGGUGGAGUUGGACCCGGUGGAGUUGGACCUGGAGGAUUCAGACCUGGAGGUUUUGGAGGAGGAGGGGUUGGACCUGGAGGGGUUGGACCCGGUGGGGUUGGGCCUGAUGGGACUGGGCCUGGUGGGGUAGGUCCUGGAGGAUUCCGUCCUGGUGGGGUAGGACCCGGAGGCUUUAGACCUGGAGGUUUUAGACCAGGAGGGGUAGGACCUGGUGGGGUUGGCCCUGGCGGAGUUGGACCGGGCGGAGUUGGACCGGGCGGAGUUGGUCCUGGUGGAAUUGGUCCGGGCGGAGUUGGUCCUGGUGGAGUCGGACCGGGGGGAGUUGGACCAGGCGGAGUUGGACCGGGCGGAGUUGGACCGGGCGGAGUUGGACCGGGCGGAGUUGGACCGGGCGGAGUUGGACCGGGCGGAGUUGGCCCGGGCGGAGUUGGUCCUGGUGGAGUCGGACCGGGCGGAGUUGGACCGGGCGAAGUUGGACCGGGUGGAGUUGGACCGGGCGGAGUUGGACCGGGCGGAGUUGGCCCUGGCGGAGCUGGCCCUGGCGGAGUUGGACCGGGUGGAGUCGGUCCGGGCGGAGUUGGACCGGGCGGAGUUGGUCCUGGUGGAGUUAGACCGGGCGGAGUCGGACCGGGCGGUGUUGGUCCUGGUGGAGUCGGACCUGAUGGCUAUGAUGGCGAUGGUCUGGGAGUUGAUGGUUUCAGACCUGACGUCCGAGGACCCGAUGGCACAGGCUAUCCAGCCUCGGGUGACCUACAGGGCGUCGACAGUAGGUUCGUUGGAGGCGACGGAGGAGGCUGGCCCGGCUCCGGACUGCGGCCGGGCCAGGUGCUGCCCUCCGGUGCCGAAAUCCCUGGCACAGGUAUCGUCGUGCCGCAGGGCUUCCGAGGAGUGGUGCGUCCCUCUGGCGAUCCCAGUGUCCCCACGGCGAUCGAACAGGGCGGCGAGCACACACUCACUAGUAAAGAUAGCGAAGGUUGCGGUGUGUUCAACUUCCAGUGCCGCAUGAUUGGGGGCACGUCACCAAAGCGUGUCUGUAAGCCGAUUCCAGUGGUGUGCUGCCUGUACUGCAGCUAAGCGUGCUGUGGCUGAUGUGUGCAGUGAGAGCGAGAGGAGGUGUGACUGCGGGCUUGCAGCUUGCGCGCUAUUGAUCGUCCGCAACGGCGAUGUUCCAGGAUAUUUCCACUGUUGUUGUUCGCGGCAGCGCUGUUUGGAUUGUCGGGGUGGGGCCCUGGCGCCCCGGAACGCGAACUAGUGCCAGAAGAGCGGUAACAUUUUGUAGGCGACGUCAGCACUGCCAUUCACAGGUAACUUAUUCUGCGCGUAUAUCGGCCUUGAAGAGGUCGCGGUUUGUAAGAGUACCUAGAGCAGUGGAGAUCUGAAGUGUCACUCACUGCGGUCUCGCAUGUCACUAUCACUUCGUUGACGGGCAUUCCCACAAUAAACGUCAUAGCUAAGUGAAA
Molecule: messenger RNA, 5033 nt
Organism: Amphibalanus amphitrite
Lineage: Eukaryota; Metazoa; Arthropoda; Thecostraca; Balanomorpha; Balanidae
Product: fibroin heavy chain-like
Exons: 6
Coding region: 40-4647 (1535 amino acids)
Source: RefSeq, a predicted model, not a curated record